UAAAAGAUAAAAUUAAAAAAUUGAAUAUGUUUUUGGGGGAAAAGUAGUUGUUAGGGUUAGUGCAGUAUUUUUGUUGAGGGAGGGUUGAAGAGUUGGGAGAAGGGAGAAGGGAAAAGAGAAGAGCAUCGGAAUGAGCAGUUGGACGAAGAAACGCGGGGAGAGUGUGGUCGGAAGCAGCAGAGAGGAAGAUCAGCUUAUAGUGACUCCAUUAGGCGCCGGUAAUGAAGUGGGACGUUCGUGCGUGUACAUGACCUACAAAGGCAAAACCGUUUUGUUCGAUUGCGGAAUACACCCUGCCUACUCCGGCAUGGCUGCGUUGCCCUAUUUCGAUGAGAUUGACCCUUCCACCGUCGACGUCCUCCUCAUCACUCACUUCCACUUGGACCACGCCGCUUCCUUGCCCUACUUUCUCGAAAAAACCACCUUUCGCGGCCGCGUUUUCAUGACCUACGCCACCAAGGCCAUUUACAAGCUCCUCUUGUCUGAUUUCGUCAAAGUCAGUAAGGUCUCCGUUGAAGACAUGCUUUACGACGAACAGGACAUCAACCGCUCCAUGGAUAAAAUUGAGGUGAUAGAUUUCCAUCAAACAUUAGAAGUGAAUGGCAUUCGAUUCUGGUGUUAUACUGCAGGCCAUGUCCUUGGUGCUGCUAUGUUCAUGGUUGACAUAGCUGGUGUCCGAGUGCUUUAUACUGGAGACUAUUCACGCGAGGAAGAUCGCCAUCUCCGAGCUGCUGAGACCCCACAGUUCUCCCCCGAUGUUUGCAUUAUAGAGUCCACCUAUGGUAUACAGCACCAUCAGCCUCGGCACACACGAGAAAAACGCUUCACUGAUGUUAUUCACUCCACCAUUUCUCAGGGGGGGCGUGUGUUGAUUCCGGUAUUUGCCCUUGGUCGUGCACAGGAGCUCCUUCUGAUCCUUGACGAGUAUUGGGAAAAUCAUCCGGAACUCCAGAAUAUACCCAUCUAUUAUGCAUCUCCACUUGCAAAAAAAUGUUUGACAGUUUAUGAAACGUACACCCUUUCCAUGAAUGACAGGAUCAAGAAUGCAAAGUCGAAUCCUUUUUCCUUCAAGCACGUAUCAGCUUUAAGUAGCAUUGAUGUUUUCAAAGAUGUGGGACCAUCUGUUGUGAUGGCAAGUCCUGGUGGACUUCAGAGUGGGUUGUCACGGCAACUGUUUGAAAUGUGGUGCUCUGAUAAGAAAAAUGCUUGUGUUUUACCUGGGUAUGUUGUUGAAGGGACAUUGGCAAAAACCAUCAUCAAUGAACCCAAGGAAGUUACUCUCAUGAAUGGACUCACUGCACCACUUAACAUGCAGGUGCACUACAUUUCCUUUUCUGCUCACGCUGACUCUGCUCAAACAAGUGCAUUCUUAGAAGAGCUCAAUCCUCCUAACAUAAUUCUUGUUCAUGGGGAAGCUAAUGAGAUGGGCAGGCUCAAACAGAAGCUUAUCACUCAAUUUGCUGAUCGCAACACUAAAAUUCUUACUCCCAAAAACUGUCAAUCUGUUGAAAUGUAUUUCAAUUCCCAGAAAAUGGCAAAAACCAUAGGGAAGCUAGCUGAGAAAACACCGGAAGUUGGUGAAACCGUCAGUGGUUUGCUGGUAAAAAAAGGCUUCACAUACCAGAUAAUGGCACCUGAUGAUCUCCACGUCUUCUCACAACUAUCAACAGCCAGCAUCACUCAGAGAAUUACCAUUCCUUAUUCUUGUGCCUUUAAUGUCAUUCGGCAUAGACUAAAACAGAUAUACGAGAGUGUUGAGCAGUCAGUGGAUGAGGAAUCUGGAGUUCCAACAUUGCAAGUCCAUGACUACGUUACUGUGAAGCAAGAAUCUGAAAAACAUGUCUCCUUGCAUUGGGCAGCAGACCCCAUUAGUGACAUGGUAUCAGAUUCAAUUGUUGCUCUGAUUUUAAAUAUCAGCCGUGAUGUCCCAAAAGUAAUGGAUGAAGCGGAUGCCAUCAAAAUUGAGGAAGAGAGUGAGAAGAAGGCAGAGAAGGUUAUGCAUGCCCUCCUCGUCUCACUCUUUGGAGAUGUGAAGAUAGGUGAAAAUGGUAAAUUGAUUAUAAACAUUGAUGGGAAUAUAGCAGAGCUCAACAAAGAAAGUGGGGAAGUUGAGAGUGAAAAUGAAGGUCUCAAGGAAAGAGUAAAGACAGCAUUCCGCCGUAUUCAGAGUUCUGUGAAGCCAAUUCCUCUUCCUGCACCAUAAUUUAUUCCUUUUCUUGCCACCAAACAUCUCACAUGAGACAGUUUUCAUAAUAUGUAGUUACUGUAACUUUAGUAUGACGAGCUUGGACACAACAUUCUCUGUCACAUUUUCGUGAUUCAUCGAACAUUCAAUCGUUUAAUCUUAAAAUGUUUUAUUAA
This is a messenger RNA of Vigna angularis (adzuki bean), 2361 nucleotides long. RefSeq names its product cleavage and polyadenylation specificity factor subunit 3-I. Bases 131 to 2203 code for a protein of 690 amino acids. Gene Ontology annotation, cellular component: mRNA cleavage and polyadenylation specificity factor complex. Gene Ontology annotation, molecular function: RNA binding; RNA endonuclease activity; 5'-3' exonuclease activity. The record is from RefSeq and is a predicted model, not a curated record. The transcript has 2 exons. Gene Ontology annotation, biological process: mRNA 3'-end processing by stem-loop binding and cleavage. Lineage: Eukaryota; Viridiplantae; Streptophyta; Magnoliopsida; Fabales; Fabaceae.